This is a messenger RNA of Gongylonema pulchrum, 839 nucleotides long. The record is from the annotation of a GenBank genome assembly. NCBI's taxonomy places the organism in Eukaryota, Metazoa, Nematoda, Chromadorea, Rhabditida, Gongylonematidae.
UGCAAUGACGUUUAUUUAUUUGGCCAUCACGGCGUUCUUCAAAGUCCCGGUUAUCCAGAACGAACUCUUGAGAAUCGCUUCUGCAAAUGGAGAAUACAAACAACAAAGGGAAAUCGCCUGCGGCUUAUGUUUCACCUGUUCCGAGUCACAGAGCCCUAUACUCGCUAUACACCUCUGUGUCAUAUCAAUUAUCUCGAGUUUGGUGAAAAACAAAUUCGGUCAGCUUCGAUGACGAUCAAUGGUCAGCACAAUGAAACAGCAUCAGUACGAAGGUUUUGUGAUCGUGCUGGCAAGCCUACGUGGAUUUUGUCUGAAAACGAAUUCGUUGACAUAACAUUUUUCUCCAAAAUUGAGCCGGAGAAUCAUUUUUGGCUCUCCUGGGCGAAUGAGGGAUGUGGCGGUGACAUCUCUUCUCCGAUGAGUGUAAGCGUGGAUGCUGGUAAAUUAAUCACCGAUGCGGCAACUUACGAAUGCACGUGGAAAAUUACCGCGCCUAUUGGAAUGCGAGUGCUUUUUUUGAUUGAAAAGCUCUCGAUUUUUGAAAUUAGUGAAGGAUGCACCGGAAGCGAUAGCGAGCAGUUUGCUGGUCUAGCUUUUUAUUCGGGAACGAGCAACAGGACUGGCUCCGCGCAGAAAGUGCUUUGCGCGAGUAGCACCGCUUCAAACUACACAUCGCAUACAAAUGAAUUGUUCGUAAAGUUCAAAAUUCCAAGUAGGCUGGCCAAACCGGACGCGAACAAACUCAUCAUGAAAGGAGAAGUUUCGUUUGUACAACCGAAAACUGGAGACGAGUGUGGUGCCAUAAUUGAAAGUAUUAAUUUCUUUUUUAAUCAGUAGGU